UAAGAUCUUUGGUGAUAUUUUUCCAAUUUAUUCUCUCUUCAACAAAUUCUCACUGCCUGCAAUGACUAAAUGAAGGUAUCAUAGAAAUCUGCUCUGCUUGCAUCAAGUAGUUUAGAAAACCUGUUUUAUUUAUUUUACAUUUAGUCCAUACAAUAAAGGUUUCCAUAGAACUGAUUCAACACAAGUACUUAAAUCCUGCGAAUAAAAUUACCAAUUAAUUAUAUUCAAACAGUAUGGCAAAAACCAAUUAUUAGCCCACAUUGAAACAAUGAUCAUGAUUUGUGUUCUUAUUGAAAAACUUUGGUACCACAUUAAAUAAUUGCAAUACAUAAGGCUGAUAACUGUAAUCUUUUUUAACAUUUAGUAAGAGAACACACUUAAACUACACCUACAAUGAUUAUUAAAACUGAAUCAAUAAAAAACAAAGUUGUAAAAAGAUUUGUAGAGCAUGUAGUUUAUUUAUUAAUUGUUUUUAUUUUGAUACCGCUAUUCUUUUAUUUUGAGUUGUGUAUAGUCUUGCCUGCCGUUUGUGAUGUGUGGUCACCAUCUUAUUUUUUUCAUUUAGUGUGUGCCACAUUUUUACUGCAUAAUAUUGUAGGUAAUCUUGUGUAUGGUAUGUUUACUAAUACUACUAUUAAAGGUCGGUUUCUGGAUAGCCAUGGUUACAACAACUGGACUUUAUGUGCAGCAUGUGAAUGUAGACGCCCCCCACGAGCGUGGCAUUGCAAUAUUUGUAAUAUAUGUAUAUUGAAAAGAGAUCAUCAUUGCACAUUUUUUGCUUGCUGCGUGGGCUAUUACAAUCACAGAUACUUUAUUAUGUUUACAUUUUACAUAUUUGUAUCUAUGCUUUAUGCAUUUUAUUUUAACGUUCAGUUUUUAGCACAAUUUUUAACAUGGAACCAUGGUUUAGCUCUAGUGAAAUUUGUAUUUCCCCUUGCUAGUUUUGUUAUUGACUUUGGAAAGGACAGUUUAUAUGUUUUUUUGGUUGUAAUAAAUGUUAUUGUAGCGGGUUUUACAGGUUUUCUUUUCAUCUUUCAUUUUAAUAAUAUUUUAAAGGGCAGAAUUGUGCCCGAAAUGAAACAUCCUAAAGAUAAUCAAUAUGAUAAAGGAUGGAAAGAAAAUUUAGUAGAGGUUUUUGGCACUAAAUGGUAUUUUACAUGGAUUUCACCUUUUGUACAAAGCUUAUUACCAGGUAAUGGCAUUGAAUGGGUUAAUGGCGAAAAGUUCGAAUAAAACGACACUAAAACAAUCGUUGUGUUUCCAUCUAUUACUUAGUUUCAUUCUCAUUUCGUAGUGUGUUACUUAAUAACAAUUCAGCCUUUUUAGUAUAGCUAGAAACACAACAUUUGGUGCUAGAAAUUUAAUACAUAGUAGGUACUUAUCUAAUCACAUUUUCCUUCCAACAGGUUGCUCUGUUAGAAUUAGCUAAAAUGUAUUUAAAGUAAUAGAAAAUACUCAUUCCAAUGUACCUACCUUUCGACGCAUUUAUUCUCAAGAGAAAUGUUACUUAAUGUGUUUUGUGUAUAUAUAAUAUCCUAUUUAUACGCGAAUAGUUUUCAGUUUAUCGGUGCCACUAGGUACAAAAUGCAAAAAUGUUUGUACUGAAAAUUUGUAUUCAUAGAUUUAUUAAUAUGUGCUCUGUGCAUCGAUUGUUAUCAGACAGUAAGUACUUACUUAGGUACCUAUUUUAUCUUAAAUAACAUUAGGACUGACAACCAUACAGGGUCUUGGUAGUUUGGUUUCCAAAAUUAUUGUCUAUAUUUUCAAUUAGGUAAAUAAAAAUUUGUACUUCAUUUAUAUCACUUUUAUUUUUAAUAUGACAUAAUUUUGUAUUAAAGAUUAAUAAGUCACUAGCACAUAAUCACAUUAAAAUGUAUUUUUCUUUAAAUUAUUUGAGAUCAUGUAGUCGUCAGAAAUUUUAUGAAAAUAUUGUUAUUGACGGUAACUGGGCAAUGAUCGUGAAUUACACAAAUUAUAAAACGUUUAUUCAUAAAGCUGUACGAUCUACAUAAUGCAGUUGUCGCUGAAGAAAUACCAUCAAUAUGAGGCUCUAAUAGUUAAGAAGAGGAGUGUCCAAAUGAGCUACUAGUCACUAGGAAAAACUGGUUGGUUCUCAUUCAACUUGUCAAAUUAAAAUCUCUUUACAUGCACUUUAACACCUCCAUGUCCGAGAUUGUUCAAGACUGUGUCAAAAUAUAAUGUGUUGUUUUUAGUCUCUAUGUAUGUUAUUGA
Ostrinia furnacalis (Asian corn borer) is the source of this 2232-nucleotide messenger RNA. RefSeq names its product probable palmitoyltransferase ZDHHC24. Lineage: Eukaryota; Metazoa; Arthropoda; Insecta; Lepidoptera; Crambidae. Gene Ontology annotation, molecular function: palmitoyltransferase activity. The transcript has 2 exons. The record is from RefSeq and is a predicted model, not a curated record. Bases 394 to 1233 code for a protein of 279 amino acids.